Molecule: messenger RNA, 1560 nt
Organism: Paramecium tetraurelia
Lineage: Eukaryota; Ciliophora; Oligohymenophorea; Peniculida; Parameciidae
Exons: 1
Source: RefSeq, a predicted model, not a curated record
AUGUUAAAAUUUGUUAAAACACCAAAAUAUGCUCGUUGGAUAAAACUUGGAAUGAUAGGAUUCUCUAUCUUAGCAAUCAGCCUCUCCAUUGUAUUUUUGGUUAACAUUAUUACUCCUUUUGGAAGAUUGACAAUAUCUUCUCCAGCAAAUAGUUUCGUGGAAUUAAUCUUUUGUAUUUUUGUCUCGAUAAGCUUGAUACUGAGAUUAAAUGAUAUAAUGAAUUAUAAACAAUAAGUACCGUAUAAAAUUGGACUGGAGAUUAUUAUUGCUGCAAUAGGAAUACUUUAACUAAUAGAUUUUAUUUGCUGGUUCAUUAAUCCUGUUUCUGAUGUGCUGGCUGCCAUUAUCUGUUUAUUUACAUUUUUUAUUGCAGGUUUUCAUUUUGGGUUAUGGAUUCUCUAGAGAAUUGAGAACAACAAGAAAGUAUAAGAAUUAGACGAUCAUUUGACAUAAUAAAUUUAAUAUAUUGAAAACUAGGGCUCCAUCUAAAUCCCAUAAACUUCAAAAUGUAAGUUAGUUCUAGAAUACAUUCUAUAUUCUUUUAUGUUAGUCUUAGUAAUCUUAAAUACAUGUUAAAUAAUUCAUGAAGCCAAUUAUCCAAACAGUUUGGGUGAAGGUGAGUAAUUUUACACUGUUGAAAGUUAAGGUUAUGAUGUGAAAAUCAGAACGUAUUGUACUGGGGUUAAGAAUUAACAAUAGAUUAUUCUAGAGGCUGGAGGAGGUUCUGGUGGAUGUGAUUUUUCUGAAAUACAAACUCAACUUUCCAAAAAUUACAGAGUUUGUAGUUAUGAUAGAGCUGGAUAUGGAAUGAGUUGGUAAGCAGCUGCCCCAUAAAAUUCUAAAAACGCUAUGAUAAUUGUUCAAUAAGUGAUGGAGAAGGUGGGAUUUAAUACUUCAGUUCCAAAUUCCAUAAUUUGUGUUGGUCAUUCUGCUGGAGGAUAGCUGUGUCGUUAUUAUGCAUAAUAAAUGGCAAGCAUAAAAGGUAUUGUGUUAUUAGAUUCAGUGCCAGUAAUGAAUUGGUUUUACUUGGCAGGAUAAUGUUAGAAUCAAACUGUAAGUUAAAUUUAUGCAUAAUAAUAAUCGACUUUACCUUUGAUUAAGACUAUGGCUUCCUUAUGGCCUUUGUAUAUAAUAACUCCAUUCAUGUCAAAGGGAGGAUUUAAACCAUCUAAUCUAUAAGGCUGGGUGAAUUGGUAAAUUACUACUACAAGGAAUUGGUAUUCGUAAUCACUUGGAUAUGCAUCUGAACUUGAGGAAUGUUAGGAAUAAUGCAUGGAGUCAUCAAUCAUAAAUCCGGAGUCCAUGAUUGACAAGCCAAUUAUCGUUAUUACUGCUUCUAAUUAAUCAAUAACUUGUGAGGAUAGAAAUUUAACAGGCACUGAUUGUCAAAAUUAUUACUGCUAAUAGAAUGCCUCAAUGAAAUUAGCAGUCAAUUAGUCGCUUCUUGGUAAUGAAGUGAGCAAAUAUGUUGAAUGCCCAGGUAUUUGUAAUCACGAUUUUAUAUGGAAAUAACCAGAUUUUAUAGUUUAACAAAUUGAGUAUUACAUCCCACUAUUUUGA